CAGGGGCGGACUGACCAUUUGGAAACUCGGUCACUGCCCGAGGGCCCGGGGUCAGUAGGGGGUCCCAUGAGAUGCCCCUGGUACCUUUUUCAUAGGCUUUUUUGAGUUUGGGCAAGGACACAGGGGCCCCAUGAUCCCCUAUUGCCCAGGGGCCCCAUGAGUUGUCAGUCCGCCCCUGGUAUGUAUAGAUGUUUACACUAUUAAUUUGUUUAUGACUUCAUCAUAUAAUUAGUAGCUGUGCGGUAUCUUACCACAU
Messenger RNA from Staurois parvus, 256 nucleotides. NCBI's taxonomy places the organism in Eukaryota, Metazoa, Chordata, Amphibia, Anura, Ranidae. The record is from the annotation of a GenBank genome assembly.